AUUCCAGCUUCACAUAUAUGCUUUAGUUGCUUGCAUUUAUCACUGCUAAAUACUCGCUGCAUUUCUCUCCUCUCUGUGCUCUACACUUUGUCAUUUAACAUGGAACUUAGUUUAAAGUACCAACUUGGCCUCCUUUGUGCCACACUGCUUUUACCUGCCCUGUGUACCUCUCAGGACUUUUCUACUUGCUCCAGAGCAACCUAUUACGGUAGCCCAGAUUGUUAUGGAAAUCCAAGAGGAGCUUGUGGUUAUGGCGAUUAUGGAAAGACGGUAAACGAUGGCAAUGUGGCAGGCGUGUCAUGGCUAUGGAGGAAUGGAUCUGGCUGUGGAGCAUGUUAUCAGGUUAGGUGUAAAAUAGCACAAUUCUGUGAUGAGAAUGGAGCAUACGUGGUGGUGACAGAUUAUGGUGAGGGAGACAGAACAGACUUUAUCAUGAGUCCACGUGCCUAUUCAAGAUUGGGGAGAAACACAGAUGCAUCUGUAGAGCUUUUCAAAUACGGUGUCGUGGAUGUAGAAUACAGAAGAGUCCCCUGUAGAUACGGUAGCUAUAACCUCUUGGUUAAGGUCCAUGAUCGUAGCAGAAACCCUCACUACUUAGCCAUUGUAAUUCUCUAUGUUGGUGGCACUUACGACGUAACUGCUGUAGAGUUGUGGCAGGAAGAUUGCCAAGAGUGGAGGCCAAUGCGUAGGGCAUUUGGGAUAGUAUUUGACGCAGAGAACCCCCCAAGGGGUGAGAUCAAGUUGAGGUUCCAAUUGAGGAGUAAUGCAGAGCAAUAUUGGGCAGAGUCCAAGAAUGUGAUCUCUAGUAACUGGGAAGCGGGAGCUGUUUAUGACUCGGAAAUUCAACUUACUUAAAAUGAAAAAAGUACUUUCUGAUCCCAGGAACAGAAGGCAUUUGUAGUGAUUAGGUUAAUAGUGUUCUAUUGUUUAUGGUUUGUGUCAUUCUAAGAAUGUUCCUGUGUUGUGGGUGGAUGUAGUACUCUUU
This is a messenger RNA of Abrus precatorius (Indian licorice), 985 nucleotides long. RefSeq names its product expansin-like B1. Gene Ontology annotation, cellular component: extracellular region. The record is from RefSeq and is a predicted model, not a curated record. The coding region runs from base 100 to 855 and encodes 251 amino acids. The transcript has 4 exons. NCBI's taxonomy places the organism in Eukaryota, Viridiplantae, Streptophyta, Magnoliopsida, Fabales, Fabaceae.